AUGAAGGUUUGUGUCUUUAUCAUUUUAACCCUUUCCUCCCUGCCACGUGUUGCCGCAGAGCGGACCCCCCCGCUGGUUCCCUACCUAGGAACAGUUCUGAAUGAGUUGUCAGGAGUGGUGGAGGCUCUGCCAACCAGACUGCAAGAUGAGCUCAUCAACUUCAACAAAAUGAGACGAUGCACGAGGCUAAUCAUCGACACCCUCCGUCACCAGAAACAGCCCUACGACCUGACCUUUGUACCCGAGGUCUCAAAAGUCCUACUGUGCGUCCCCAUUCCAGGCACAGAGGACGACAUGUACCGGUAUGUGGACGCUCUCGGAGACAAGUAGAAAACACUCCACAGAUCACAUGACAUAUCACAUGACACACUGUAUAUACCUUACUUCUCACACAGUGACUUUUUUAUUUUUGUUUUGUGAAUUUUCACUUUUCCCUCAAUUUUCACCAACAGUGUUUUUUUUACAUCUCUGUAUAUACAAUUUUUUUGAUGUGAUGUUCUGUGAAAUUUUGUAUGAUGACGAGUAAGACUGUAUUUUGUGUAAUACAACAUUGUGCUAUUGCUGUGAAGGAAUUUUUCUGACAUUUUCCAAGUCUUUCUCAAGAUUCUCAAGUUUCUGUCUGAGUUCCAUGUCAGAACUGGACUGGAUUGCAGCCUGGAGCUGUGGCCACGCCUCCAAAGGCAGGCCCGGCCCAUCGUCGGACGGGACACACAGUUUCUCUCUCAGGACGUCCAGUACUCUGCCCAGUUCGCCGAUCUCCACCAACACGUGUGUCAUCAAAUUCAACUGAGUCUGUAGAGCAGCAAAUCAUGUGUAGGUAAAAGUUAGAAUCCUACCAACCCACACCUGUGGAAAAAGGAGCUGGUCUUGUUCAAGUCUGCCAAGAAGUGAGAGAGCUUCUCUCCCCUUAUUCUGAGAGAGACCACCCGCGGUAAAGGGGGUGUGGCAGGGGGUGUGGCUUACCUGGGAG
Messenger RNA from Geodia barretti, 970 nucleotides. Lineage: Eukaryota; Metazoa; Porifera; Demospongiae; Tetractinellida; Geodiidae. The record is from the annotation of a GenBank genome assembly.